AUGGGGUUCCUCGAGGCGGUCUACAGCCUGGUCUUCGGGGAUGGCGACCCCAACGCCGGGCGCGAGCAGCGCGCCCUCGCCGCAGUCGCCGCCACCGCCCGGCGCAACGGCGGCGUGGUCACGAGCGAGCAGCUGGCGCCCUUGUUGAGCCCUCCGUCGUACGGCAAGGCAUCUGGGACGAUCAACGUGGACGAGAGCUGGGUGCUCGGAGCCCUGACGCGGUUGAACGGCCGCCCAGAGGUGACCAAGGGUGGCCAGAUUGUCUACGUGUUCCCAGAUCUACAGACGACAGCCGGGGAAGUCAGGAAGGAAGAGAAGCCGCCGUCCAUCCUCGAGGAGAAGGAGGUGCCCUUCUCCCUGGCGGAAGACGACCAGCUCACCUUCGCUGGCAUCCUCGGCGUUCUGAACCUCCUGGGCGCGGGCUGGCUUGGCGUCCAGUUCGCGAGCCUGCCCGCGAACAUACAGCUGGUCGGCUUCCUGGGCACCGUGAAAGCCAUCUACCCUGCCCUGCUGGCAUACGCCAUCGGCUUCUUGGCCGCGCCCGCGAUUCGAUAUUUCAAUCUCGACAAAGGCAACGAAGCCAUAAGGGCAAGGAACAGGAACCGGAAGGAGUGGCAGGACGUGCUGACGUCGGGCGAGGCCGAGGGCAAGCUCGCGGAGGCGCGCUCGUACAGGACGGCCAUGAAGCAGGUUGGCGCCGGAGACGACUCUGACACGGUUGCGGAUAUUCGACCUCGAGGGAUGCGGCGUCCCAGCAGUCAACGAACGACUUUGCAGACUUCGACAAGAAGCUGA
Prorocentrum cordatum is the source of this 795-nucleotide messenger RNA. The record is from the annotation of a GenBank genome assembly. Lineage: Eukaryota; Dinophyceae; Prorocentrales; Prorocentraceae.